Molecule: messenger RNA, 520 nt
Organism: Paramuricea clavata
Lineage: Eukaryota; Metazoa; Cnidaria; Anthozoa; Malacalcyonacea; Plexauridae
Source: the annotation of a GenBank genome assembly
AUGGCUACAGCCACUAAAGCAUUACGUAAAGAAAAUGAAGCCCUGAAAGAAGAAAUCCAACAGAUAAUGACGAAAUUACAACAUCUAGAACAAAAAUUCGAAUCCAUAAAUGCCAGAGUCAACCAAAUUUCCAUGAGGUGUAACGAUAUAGCUAAAUGUGUCGAUGCAGGAGUAUAGCUACCAAUUUAAUGUCAAAAUUGUUGGUAUGCCUCUAAAGGCAGAGAGGGAAAGCCCGGAAACAAUGGCUAAUCUCUGCUUACAACUGUUUGCAGCCCUGGGAGUUAAAGAUAUUUCAUUACAAGACAUUGAUAUAGCUCAUCGAAUGCCAGCACGCCGAGCAUCUUCACACCCAAACUCCAUAAUCUGUAAAUUUGUUCGGAGACUGGCAAAAAAUAAAGUAAUGGAGGCUAGAAAAGAAGUAUCUAAACUGCAAGCUGUUCAACUUGGGUUCUCCUCAGGUAUUCCUGUCAAACAUGUUAAUAUUUAUGAUCAUCUAACACCGCGUCUCCACACACUAUAG